Messenger RNA from Anas platyrhynchos (mallard), 848 nucleotides. RefSeq names its product cytochrome c oxidase assembly factor COX19 (gene COX19). The record is from RefSeq and is a predicted model, not a curated record. Lineage: Eukaryota; Metazoa; Chordata; Aves; Anseriformes; Anatidae. Gene Ontology annotation, cellular component: mitochondrial intermembrane space. Gene Ontology annotation, biological process: mitochondrial respiratory chain complex IV assembly.
GGUCACGUGGUGCGCUCGAUGCGCUCGGCGAUCCCCGGCGGCGCAGGCCGGGCCCGCUCCCGGUCCCGGUUCUUGUCCCCGUCCCCGUCCUGCUCGCACCAUGUCCACCGCCAUGAACUUCGGGGCCAAGAACUUCAAGCCUCGCCCCCCGGACAAAGGCGCCUUCCCCUUGGACCAUUUCGGGGAGUGCAGCGCCUCCAAGGAGCGCUUCAUGGAGUGCCUCCGCCGCAACGACUUCCAGAGCGGCGCCUGCCGAGAGCUCUCCAUGGCCUACCUGCAGUGCCGCAUGGAGAGGCAACUUAUGGCUAAUGAACCACUGGAAAAAUUGGGAUUUAAAGAUCUGAUAGAUGAGAAACCAGAAGCAAAACCUCAGAAGUCGUAAUGAAGGAAGACGACUUUGCUCUUCGUGUAUGGAAAACACAACUCUUAUGUAGUACAUAUUGUACUUCUGUGCAUAUUGCGAUUGGAAGUGUUUCGUGACGGAACCUUUCUUCCAAAAUAUUAUUUCCUAAAAUAACACUUCGCUUGCUUCAGAAAGGACUGCCUGAAGUAUUUCUUAGCCUUUUUCUUUUAAAUUCUCUAGCCUACUCUUGAAGAUCCAUGAGAACUUUACCUGGGAGAAAACAACUGUUGCCUGAAGUGUUCUCCAUGCUUUUGCAAAACCAGUAAACUCUUGCUUUUAAAAAAAAAAAAAAAACAAAGCAACCCCCCCCACACUUUUAUUGUGUAGAUCUUGAACUGUAUUCUUACGUGUGGUAUUACUAAUAUGCUCACAGCAAUUACUUGUUAGGUGGAAAUAAAGCUGUUGUGUUACUUGCAAAUUGCUUUUUAUUAAAUACUGGAAUUGA